Messenger RNA from Chenopodium quinoa (quinoa), 1658 nucleotides. Its product is annotated as BURP domain-containing protein 5-like. Lineage: Eukaryota; Viridiplantae; Streptophyta; Magnoliopsida; Caryophyllales; Amaranthaceae. The coding region runs from base 116 to 1288 and encodes 390 amino acids. The record is from RefSeq and is a predicted model, not a curated record. The transcript has 3 exons.
CCUAGCUUAUAAAUACCCUGUAUAGUCCGCACAGUUCUAUCUACAAUAGUUUCUUAUCUUGUCUUCUCCUAAAAUUGUAGGAAUAAUAUUUUGUAAGAGUUUCAAAGUUGUUCUAAUGGCAAAGUUCCAUCUGCUCUUAUUUUCUUUAUUCACUCUUGCACUGGUGAAACUGGGAAGCUCUGCUCCUGCAUCAAUUUCUCCAGAAGCUUACUGGAAGCUUAAGCUGCCUUACACUCCCAUGCUCCAAUCUAUCAAGAACAUACUGCCCUCAACUGGAGCUGAAUCAACAAAUAUGCCACUUAAAGGAAGUACAAAAGAAACAUUUGCAUCUACCAAUGGCUACAUUGGUUUGUUAUCUUACGGUAAUAAAAAAGAAUUAGCAUCCACCAACGGCUACAUUGGUUUGUUAUCUUACGAUAAUAAAAAAGGAUUAGCUUCUACCAAUGGCUAUAUUGGUUUGUUAUCUUACGAUAAUAAAAAAGGAUUAGCUUCUACCAAUGGCUACAUUGGUUUGUUAUCUUACGAUAAUAAAAAAGGAUUAGCAUCUACCAAUGGCUAUAUUGGUUUGUUAUCUUACAAUGCACAACCUGUCAAUACCAAAGAGUCCGUCCAUGUUGAUGAUAAUGCUAAUAGUGUAACCAAAGAUCAAGUUUUCUUUGUAGAGAAAAACCUUCGCUUUGGUGCAAAAAUGACCUUGCACUUUCAAAGGAGCAUAAAAAAGGGUUUCUUCCUACCUCGCGAGCUCUCCAAGAAGAUCCCUUUCUCAUCUAAAAAGAUACCCGAAACUCUCCAAAUUCUUUCCUUGGACCCUAAAUCGAAUGAGGCUUAUGUUCUCUCGAAGAGAAUCGAGCUUUGUGAGGAGCCUACAAUCGAAGGAGUCGAGAAGAAAUGUGUGACCUCACUCGAGUCCAUGGUAGACUACGUUAUCUCCAUGAUUGGUACUAAUGUGAAAGCACUUACAACACAAGUAAAGAAAGACGCGAAAAUGGAGUACACAAUCGAUGGGGUGAAAAAACUAGUUAAAAAUGAUCGUGAGACCGUAGUUUGCCACAAGAUGGGCUACCCUUACGCCGUGUUUUUCUGCCAUAGGACAAAGACGUUAAGGUCUUACAUGGUGUCCUUAGUAGGAAAAGAUGGUAGCAAAAUAGAGGCAGUUGCUGCGUGUCACAAGGAAACAAAUGGUUUCUUGGACAAUUACGCGAAAAAUGUUCUUAAAGUUGUGCCGGGAAGUACGCAUAUUUGCCAUUUCCCGGCUGCUGAGGAUACCGUUAUAUGGGUGCCUAAGUGACAAAUUCGCGUACAAAUGUACAAUGGUACACGUAUGAGCUUGUUAGUGUUGAUGAUGUUAUGUGAUCUUAGAAGUUGCUUUAUAUUCAACCUUUGUUCAUUGAUAUAAUAAAUAAGUUGUGGAUUGAAUUUGAAAGAUCGAGCAUGUCAAGUAUAGUAGGCAUUAUAUUGUGCCGCCUCCUCAACAAAGCUAUGCAAAUUCAUCUUACUUCUCUUUAAUUACCAUUUAGUGUAACGUUUGCAAUAUAAUGUAGCUCUACUACUGCUUGUAAUAUGGAGUGUAAAUGUACUACUGUGUAUGUAAUAUUGUAUGCAUGGUUGUGUAUCCAAGCACCUUGAUUAAUUUUCAAAAUAGAUUUUGUUUCUCAUUA